This is a messenger RNA of Candida tropicalis MYA-3404, 3087 nucleotides long. RefSeq names its product trehalose 6-phosphate synthase/phosphatase complex subunit (gene TPS3). The record is from RefSeq and is a predicted model, not a curated record. The transcript has 2 exons. Gene Ontology annotation, cellular component: cytosol; alpha,alpha-trehalose-phosphate synthase complex (UDP-forming). Lineage: Eukaryota; Fungi; Ascomycota; Pichiomycetes; Serinales; Debaryomycetaceae. Gene Ontology annotation, molecular function: catalytic activity. The coding region runs from base 1 to 3087 and encodes 1028 amino acids. Gene Ontology annotation, biological process: trehalose biosynthetic process.
AUGACUGUAAUUAUAGCAUCAUUAUUUUUACCUUACACCGUUCAAUUUGAGGUUGAUUCUUGUGAUUUGGAUUCUUGUCAACAGGAUUCAACAAGUUUUGAAAUCCCUCCUCCUUCCACUUCAACUCCUAGUACUACGGCCUCUUCAACUCAAUUGUCAAUUCUUCCUUCUUUAUCAAAGCAGCCAACCCCUCAACCUCGUUCAACUACAAAUUCAGCUUUAUCUGACAAUAAACCUUUUGAAAGAGCGGAUACGCCCGAAGGGUUUUUCUACAAUCGUAGAGCUUCAGCAAAAUCAGAACAUCAAUUUAUCCAGCCAAAAUCAAGGUAUGCUAAAAUGGGUAGUUCUAUAGUUGAUGGGAAAAAGCCAAAUGAUGAUAUGGGACUCCCUGGAUUCAGUAGAUCACAAGUCAAUCUUGCCGCAAAUUCAACUCCUAAUUUGACCCACGCCCCCAACUCCCAUUGGCCCCUCCACUCUCCUCAUCUUCCCAUGGAAGCCGUAACCAAAUCAAUGACUGGUCGUGGCUCUUUUAGUAAAGCAUUAUUUACAUUUCAUGGAAAUAGUAGUGCUAAUUCAUUAAUAUCUGAAGAUGGCACUAUGGAUAGUACUGUUAUUUUACCAUCAAGUUUAGAAGAAGACGAUUUUGAACAAAAUUUCAAUGAUAUGGUUCAUGGUAGAUCCAAAUUAGCUCCAUUUGGUGGAUUUUCAAGACCUGGUGUUGAAGCACAAUUUCUUUCUCAAAAAAACAUAUUUGAUGUGGCUCCGUGGACUAUCGAUCAUACUGACCAAGGUAAUGGGUCCUUGACUAAAGCUGUGAACAUGGCUGUUGACUCAGGAAUCAUUAAUGAGGCAAAAUGGGUUGGUAUUGUGGCUAUGCCAAGUGAUGAUGUCUCGCUACGAGUUAAAAAUGACAUUUCUGAUAAAUUGUCCAAAGAGUUUGCUUGUGAAGCUGUUUUCCCAGAUGAUGUUACUUUUGAAGGUCAUUAUAAAUCCUUUUGUAAACAAAUUUUAUGGCCAACAUUACAUUAUCAAAUCCCUGAUGAUCCUAAAUCAAAAGCAUUUGAAGACCAUUCAUGGGGUCAUUAUGUUUUAAUGAAUGAAUUGAUUGCCGAUAAGAUUGUUGAAACGUAUAAUAAGUUGGAUGAUGAAGAAACGAAAGUUUGGAUUCACGAUUAUCACUUAUUGCUUGUUCCAAAAAUGGUUCGUGAAAAAUUACCGAAUGCAAAAAUUGGAUUUUUCUUGCAUGUUUCAUUCCCUUCUUCUGAAGUUUUCCGUUGCUUUGCUCAAAGAAAUCAAUUAUUGGAAGGGAUGUUGGGAGCUAAUUGUAUUGGGUUCCAAACCAAUGAAUAUGUUCGUCAUUUCUUGCAAACUUGUAAUCGUUUGUUGUUGGCAGAUACCAGUGAAUUGGGUGUUAAUUAUAAUGGUAAUUUCACAGUAACCAAUACCAUCCCAGUUGGUAUUGAUGCACCAUCAGUGUUGAAGACAGUUCAUAGUUCUCUGGUUAAAGAAUGGCGUACACUUAUUAAAGAAAGAUGGUCUCAUCAGUAUUUGAUUGUUAGUAGAGAUAAAUUGGAUAAAUUAAGAGGUAUCAAACAAAAAUUAUUAGCUUAUGAAAUGUUUUUGACAAAUAACCCAGAGUAUAUUGAAAAAACUGUACUUAUUCAAAUUUGUAUGGGAUCAGCCACCGAUCCAGAUUAUGAACUGGAAGUUAUGAAGAUUGUUUCUAGAAUUAAUUCAUUACCAGAGAAUAUUUCUGUCACACAGCCUGUUGUUUUACUACAAAGAGAUAUCGAUUUUGAUCAAUACUUGGCAUUGCAAUGCGAAGCUGAUGUAUUUGUUGUCAGUUCCAUGAGAGAAGGUUUGAAUUUAACUUGUCAUGAAUUUAUCACUGCAUCUGAAGAUAAAAAGUCCCCAUUGAUGCUUUCUGAAUUUACUGGGUCAUCUAAUUUGUUGCUGUGCAAAGGCAAUGGAGCUCUCUUGAUAAAUCCAUGGGAUAUCAAGAAAUUCUCAGAAACAUUUAAGGAACUGUUAACUAUGUCGCCAGAAGAAAAGGAGAAACGCUGGAACAAUUGUUACAACAUUGUUCUUACCCGUGAUUCAAUUCAUUGGGUUGAAAGUUGUUUACAUACUAUUGACAGUUCAUGGAAUGUGGAUCAUGCCAAGAGUUGUAAUUUGGUUCCAUUUAAUAAAGAAGUGUUUAACACAUUUUCCACUAUAAAUGGUAAAAAGAUUAUCAUUUUGGCAUUGGAAAUUUGUUCGUCAACGUCAUCAACAAGAGGUAAUAGCACUGGGUUAGUGUCUGGUAAAGUUAAUGUUGUCGAACCAACCAGAUUGGUUAGAUUAUUAUCUGAUUUGGUUGAAACUCCGGAUACUUAUGUUUAUUUGUUGUCAUAUUUACAAAGACCAGAUUUGGACAUUAUGUUUAAGAGAUUCCCUAAGAUUGGGUUACUUGCCGAAAACGGUAGUUUUGUCAAGCUUAUUGGUGCCAAGGAUUGGAUUUCAUUAACUGACAAAGAGGAAUUGAACUCCUGGAUGCCUGAAAUUGCCAAACUUAUUGAAUCCAAGGUUGAGAGGUUACCGGGAUCAUUCUGUGAAGUUCAAGAUGCCACUGUUAGAUUCCAUGCUGGUAAAUCGUUUGUUGAAGAUCGUGAGCGUUCUUUAGAUGCAAUGGGUGAAACUAUUCAACAUAUUAAUACUUUAUACGACGGGGAUGGAAUUCAUGCCACAUCAGUAAGAAACCUGGUCAUUGUACAAAAGAGUCAAAUUAACUUGAAGGCAAUCCGUCUUAUUUUGUCUUGUUAUAAUUCUAAUCAAGAUGAAAAUUACGUUGUUUCCCAUAUUAGUGAUUUCCAACAGCCAAUUAAGGAUGAUGCCGUUUUGGCUGGAAAUCAUGAAGUAGCCGCUAUUCUUUAUAGUGGUGGUUUAACUUCUAUUGAUGAAUCCAAUUAUGAAUAUGUCAAUAGCUUGAAAGACGAGAUUGGCCAUACUUUAACUGUGACAUUGAUUUCUUCAUCUUCAGAGACUAAAACUGCCGCUACAUAUGGUGUUCGUGGUAUUAAUGAAUUACUUUGUAUAUUAAACUCCUAA